AUGGCCAUUCUUUCAUAUCCAACCUCCCUUUCACUUCCAACUACAUCACUUGUACCCACCACUCAUCCUACCGUUAGACGUAUACUCAACCGGCUUAAUCGAACAUCUCUCCUUUCUUUGGCGCUCGACUGGCUUUCCGAUGUUAAUCUAUCUACAACAAGGCCUUAUCUUAUCGAACCAGAAGAUGAUGAAAGCAGUGAUAUGUACCCAGCGGCAUCUUCAGUAGAGGAAUUGCGUGAACUCUAUACGCAUCUUGGGCAACGAAAUGGAACUAAAAGAGAUGUGUUGGAGCGGAUAUUGGAAGGCGAUUGGCGCACAGGUAUCAGUCUCUAUGCGCUUGCAAUGGCCGAUAUGCAGUUCAUAUACAGUCAUCCCUCAUCACAGAAGUGGACUGCGCUCAAAAUUGUCCCUCUCUCUCCCUCAGCAGCGGUCGGGAUAAGGAGUAUGAUACCACGUUUCCAUCCUGCAACAUUCCUGCGAAAUCUACAUCAUGCAUCGCUCCCAGAUAUCAAGUUACAUCUAAACAUAGACCGUCACGCAACUUUACCCCUUCUCAUUCUACGCAUCUGGGUGCUUGAGAGUCCGUAUAGUACAUCGCGGGCACUAGACACAAAUUUAGGCCCAAUUUCAGAGGCGAGUCGCACCUUCUAUGUAGCUUUUCCUGACUUUUCGCCCCAUAUUUUCAUUACGAGUGCCCACAAUCUCUCCGACACAGCUCAUUCGACCGCUAUGAAGGCCGAUGAUAGCAAAAGUUUGCGAAAGUAUAUUUUACAAGCCAUACCUAAAGCCUUCAGUAGACCAAGAGAGCGCUACAAGCUCGAAAGUACAAAUUUUUCCGCGAGUAACCUUGAGGCCCUAGUCCAACAUCGUGGAAAUGGGCGCACCAAUGCAGCAGGAGGAGGCUGGGGCAUCUACGCCGAAACUCAGGGCACGCGAGCUAUACACGACGAUCCACUCUCCUUACAAAAUUUGUCGGCACUACCUGAGACAGAGCGUGGCGGGGUUAUUGAUGAACCCGCCAGCAAUCAGCUCUGGGCAUCAAAAAAUGAGAAGUUACCUUCUAAAGUCAGAUGCCUGAAACGCAAAUCUGAAUCUGACGGGAACUCGAUCUUGAACAAAAGACGACUAGCUAAUGGCAGAUUUGGCGAUUCAGCCUUGCCGGAUGAUGGGCUUGGAAUUGAGAGGCUCGAUAUAUUGCUGAGAGAACCAAUGCGUAAUAUUAUAGAUGCUACUGACCAGAUAAGCAGUCAUGUUGUCAAGAAAAAUACGCGGGGCUACGAAAAUCAAGGUCAAUCGCCGGGCUCUAGUGUUGAUGAUACGGAUGUGCCAGGGGCGGAAGACGAAUGGCGCCCAGGGAUUAAAAUCACUUUUUCGGGGACUCAUGUUUUUGCUGGAUUGCGAGAAUUGGUUGAAUGUGGGAUUGUAGAUGGUCUUCGAAUGCCAGGCUGGAUGACUGGAGAAAAUGGAGUUAGUUUUGGUGUCGUAAGAAAUGGUCGUCUACUCUAA
Blumeria graminis f. sp. triticale is the source of this 1506-nucleotide messenger RNA. The record is from the annotation of a GenBank genome assembly. NCBI's taxonomy places the organism in Eukaryota, Fungi, Ascomycota, Leotiomycetes, Helotiales, Erysiphaceae.